Messenger RNA from Rosa rugosa (rugosa rose), 953 nucleotides. Its product is annotated as putative F-box/LRR-repeat protein 23. The transcript has 2 exons. The record is from RefSeq and is a predicted model, not a curated record. NCBI's taxonomy places the organism in Eukaryota, Viridiplantae, Streptophyta, Magnoliopsida, Rosales, Rosaceae. Bases 14 to 733 code for a protein of 239 amino acids.
ACGGCUCGGAGGGAUGGAUAUCCUGGAGACCGCUCAAAAAAUGUGCGCAAAGUGGUACAAAACCUGCAAGGACCCAAUAAUGUGGCGCAUCAUUGACAUGGGCAAUGACUAUUAUAUGGAUUUUCGCAAUUGCUGGCCCUUGUACUGGUAUAGCUUGUGUAAAAGUGCCAUUGGACGUUGCUGUGGUAAUUUGGUUGAUAUCAAUAUCGAGAACUUUGGCACCAAUUCUCUCCUCUGCUGUCUUGCUGAGAGGUCAAGUGGACUCAAACGCCUUCGUUUAGUGGGUUGUCAUGAAAUUACAGAUGAGGGAUUCCGUGCAGUGGCUUUGAGAUUUCCAUUAUUGGAGGACCUUGACAUUACAUUGGAUGAGGACAUCUUACAUGAAACUCUAGCAUUGGUUGGGCGCACAUGCCCUCUUUUGAAAUCACUGAAGUUGAACAAACUGUUCGGAGAUUACCAAAAUAUACCUGAGCAUAAUGAUUGUGCACUUGCUAUAGCAGGAACGAUGCACGGGUUACACCACCUCAUGCUUUUCAGGAAUCAAAUGAGUAAUGAAGGGUUGUGUGCAAUUCUUGAUGGUUGUCCUCAUCUUGAGUCACUUGAUUUGCGACGGUGCUUGAAUCUUACAUUGGAGGGAGAUGUGGGUAGAAGAUGUGUCGAGCGAAUUCAAAAGUUAAGGCUUCCCCUGGAUUCCAUCGAGGACAUAGACCCCUCAUACAAUGUGGAUAAUUAAUGGUAGGCACUUUGUUCUUGGGAUGGCUAGUUGGAAACUUUUUGCAGUGCCUUCCCUAAUAUGUUAUGCAUAUGUAUUUGUUUUCUAAUGUUGACUGCCUACAUUUCGGUUUGUACUCGACAUGUUUAGCUAUCUGAGGCUUCCCUUUUUAUGUAGUUAUCUUCUCUGUAAUGAAAUGCUUUGUGUCUUGGCAAGAUGAGUGUUGUAUAUUAGUCUCACG